Naegleria fowleri is the source of this 1974-nucleotide messenger RNA. RefSeq lists its product as uncharacterized. The transcript has a single exon. Gene Ontology annotation, molecular function: oxidoreductase activity, acting on CH-OH group of donors; flavin adenine dinucleotide binding. Bases 1 to 1974 code for a protein of 657 amino acids. Lineage: Eukaryota; Heterolobosea; Eutetramitea; Acrasida; Naegleriidae. The record is from RefSeq and is a predicted model, not a curated record.
AUGCAAGUCGGAUGGUGGUGGUGUUUGAAACGUACGUGCUGUUGGUUUGCCAUCCUGUGCGUGCUGGUUGUCGGUUGGCUCUAUUCGGAACAUUUGUUCAGAGAUCGUCUCCGAGAACAUCAUCAGCGAUUUUCAAAAGGAUUGGAUCCCGAAGAAUUGGAUUAUAUUAUUGUGGGAAGUGGAUCUGCUGGUUCGGUUCUUGCUAAUCGUUUAUCAUCAACAACAAGGCCAGAAUUUAAGAACAACAACCACUCGGCAUCUACAGUAUUAUUAUUGGAAGCUGGAAAAUCAGAUAAUACACCACUUGCACACUUUUCCUUUCUCUACGCUUUUACUUUUUUGAGUUCGUUUGAUUGGCAAUAUUUCACCAUCGAUUCGGAAUCGGAAAUUAAUAAGGGACAUGUAUUGAGGAAAAUGUAUUGGCCUAGAGGGAAAAUACUUGGUGGAUGUUCCUCAACAAAUGCAAUGAUUUACAUGAGAGGAAGUCCACAAGAUUAUGAUUCGUGGAAUGAAUGUGAAUGGAAUGGAAAAAGCAACAUUUGGAAUUUUGAAAAUGUUUUGAAUUAUUUCAAAAAAUCGCAACGUCAAUUAGGAAAUGCACAAAAAUUCCAUGAUGACUAUCAUGGAAGAGAGGGUGAGUGGAUCGUUAAAAGUCACGACGAAAAUGAGAUCGUUUCGGUUAUUAAACCGAUUGUGAGAGCAAUUAGUAAGGUUUUAUCGAUUCCAAUCAUUGAUGAUUUCAACAAUCCUCAACACACUCAUCCUGACACUGAAUCAGAGGAGGUCCAUUUUGGAGCAGUUGGAACCACUCAAGUUCAUAUUCACAAUGGAAGACGUUUUAGCGUAGUAGACGCUUUCCUUAAUGACCAAGUUUUGAAAAGAGAAAACUUAUUUGUGAGGACACAAGCACAUGUAAAUCGAAUUCUGUUUAAUGGCACUCGUGCAAUUGGAGUUGAGUAUUUCGAUGAACGAAUGAAGAAGUAUAUCAUUAAGAAAGCUAGAAAGGAAGUUAUUUUAUCAGGAGGAGCUAUUAAUACACCAAAAUUGUUACUAUUGUCUGGAAUUGGUGAUGCAACUCAACUGAAAAUGCAUAACAUUUCUGUAAUUUAUAAUAAUCCUAAUGUUGGGAGACAUUUACAGGAUCAUGUAGCAACAUAUAUUCCAUUCUACCUAACAACUAAGGUUGAGAGCUUUUUAUCUUCCAUACUUUCCAAUCCACUGAUGGAGAUUUUCAAUUUAUUGGUCCAUAAAAAGGGAAAGCUGACAACGAAUGGAGUAGAGCUGAACACUCUGUUAAAAACCAAACAGUGUGAUAACGACAGAGUUUUGAAAUACACUCCUUCUCGAUGGGACGUGUCGCAACAAACAUGUUAUGACAAACAUCAUUGCUAUUCACAUGAUAUUCAAAUUCAUGGAGCUCCAACAAUCGUUUAUGAAAGUGGAAAAUUUGAGAUACAUCAACAUGGAUAUACAUUUAUUCCUUUACUUUUACAACCAAAAAGUAGAGGAACUGUUAAACUUAAGAGCAAUAAUCCUUUUGAUUAUCCUACCAUUGACUCGAACUUUCUUGGUCAUGAACAUGACAAACACACUCUUGCAGAAGCUGUUCGACUUUGUUUGUUAGUUGCUGGAGAAUUGAGGAGAGAGAAUGUGAUUUUAGAACCAACCCAUAAGGUCAAAGAGCUCAUUCAAAAGCUCAAUUCUUCCAAUUCAGAAGCAGAGAAGAGGAACCAUUUAAUUAGAUAUGCACUGGACAAUGUGGACCUAAUUUAUCAUCCAACAGGUACCUGUCGAAUGAGUCACAAUAGCGAGUAUGGAGUGGUGGAUGAACAGUUGCGAGUGUUUGGAGUGCAAAACUUGAGGAUUGUAGAUGCUUCUGUAAUGCCAUCGAUUGUGAGAGGUAAUACUCAAGCGCCUGUUGUAAUGAUUGCUGAAAUAGCGUCAGAUUUGAUUCUUUCAGAUAAUGGAAGGUGA